Mesorhabditis spiculigera is the source of this 225-nucleotide messenger RNA. The record is from the annotation of a GenBank genome assembly. Lineage: Eukaryota; Metazoa; Nematoda; Chromadorea; Rhabditida; Rhabditidae.
AUGCGGGCCGCAGAUAAAGACAGCCGGAAGCUGAAAGAUGACACGUCGAGAUUUAUCCCGACUACGCGUUACAACACGAAGAGGAGAGAUAGCCCAGCAAUAACUACACUAUGGUCUUCAUACCGAUUACAAGUCCUGAGAAAUAACCACCGCACAAGAGCCCGUCCCUUCAGGCCGAGACUGGACAGCAUCACCGAACUGGACGAAGAGCACGCGGCUUGUUGC